AGACGGGCCGGGCUGGAAUCGAGGCUAAGAGUGCAUUGACAUUAGAUAUCGAUAUGGACGAUCUGAAGAAGCUAUCUGCUGCGGUUGGACUACCUCCAUCGCUAGAGCUGCGCACAGUUGACGGGAUAGGCCGAGGAGUGUUUACUAAAGAGUCUAUAUCUGCUGGGGACACUAUAUUCAGUGCACUACCUAUAGCACAUUGCAGUGUGGAGGAAACUAGAGGCACUAUCUGUGAGCACUGUUUCAAUACCUCAAAGUCACUGAAGAAGUGCAGCCGAUGCAAGUUUGUUUAUUAUUGCAACCCCGACUGCCAGCGUUUGGAUUGGCCGCUACACAAGACAGAGUGUAAAGGUGUGAGAAGUGGGAAGGCGACGCCACUCAUAAGACUAGCUCUCCGAGCACUGAAAAGGGACACUCAACACCUCUGCUCACUUCCUGAUGACUUUUUAUGGAGCAGAAAAAGUCAGCUAUUGAUAGCUGACACUGCUCAGCUCUGCAAACAUCCUCCGUAUGUCAUCCAUCAGCUCUUCCGGAAGUUGUUCUGUAAUGCAUUCUCAAUGACGGCUGCGGAGGACUUCAAUGACAUGGGCGUGGCGGUGUACUCUGCUCCCUCUCUGCUCAACCAUUCCUGUCGUCCCAACACUCUUCCCUUGUAUUAUGGACGACAAUUAGUCCUCAAGGCUAUCACGGAUAUAGGUCCUGAUGAGCAACUGUUCAUUACCUAUACUGAUACACUGCAAUUGUUGAGUGAGCGUCAAAGGGAACUACAGAAGGGGUACAACUUCACCUGUGCCUGUGAGAGAUGCUUAGAGGACAUCAGCAAAUCCCCCGGAUGUUCUGACCGAUUGUUCUUAAUGGCUGCCAAUGGAAAGGAAGUCCCCCGCUUGUUAAGACAGGAGAUGGAAAAAGAGCUAGCAGAGUUGAAUGGGUUGGAUAAACGUGGAGAGUGGCAGGAGAUGUAUGACAAAGGCAGAGCUCUAUACACAAGCCAUUUGACACAACUAUCCCCUGACAAUAUUUUCAGUCUGCGUCUCACUAUCCAUCUGUUCCAGGCCAGUCGUCAGUUAGGUCUCUGGGAGGAGGCACUCAAGUACAGCAUCCAAAUAUUGGAACCAUCUCUCCGUCACUAUGGGCUUUUUCAUCCUUUGAGUGUAUCCCGGCUACUGGCAAUUGGGAAAUUGAGACUAUGUUUAGGAACUCCUGACCAACUGAUCCUAGCACUAGACGACCUCACUAAGGCUGGGACGGCAGCUCUGAGACUGUACGGAGCUGAGCACCGCAUCACUCAGGUAAUAGCCACCGUGCUGAUCCAACGUAAACUACGUUUAGCUCGCGGACAAUAA
Halichondria panicea is the source of this 1343-nucleotide messenger RNA. RefSeq names its product histone-lysine N-methyltransferase SMYD3-like. NCBI's taxonomy places the organism in Eukaryota, Metazoa, Porifera, Demospongiae, Suberitida, Halichondriidae. Gene Ontology annotation, molecular function: protein binding. The record is from RefSeq and is a predicted model, not a curated record. Bases 54 to 1343 code for a protein of 429 amino acids. Gene Ontology annotation, cellular component: nucleus. The transcript has 10 exons.